AUGUGCGGUUCAGACCUCUUCCUUGGAAUUCUCGCCGUCUUCUUCCCACCUGUUUCAGUCUGGGUCAAGGUAGGAAUCUGCACGGCCGACUCAAUCAUCAACCUCGCCCUUUGCUGCCUCGGCUACGUCCCCGGUCUCCUCCACGCAUGGUACAUAAUCAUCAAAAACCCAGAGCCCGAUGACGAUGAUCCCAACUACCAAGCCAUCCCUGGCGGUUCGAGCGGUUCGCGACAGGACCCUGAACAAGGGCGUGUGACAUACUACUACGUUUCCCGCGAGCCCUACCAGAACCCUCCUACUGUGAGAACCUACGGUACUGUUGGAAACCAGCCUGGCGCACCAGCUUCCAAGAAUGCGCCUGCUCCCACACCAUACUCUGAUGAGCCACACGGUGGUGAUGGUGGCCAGGGCAGCAGCGAGGGUCAUGCUCAUGCUCCGCCUACGUAUGCUGAGGCUGUGAAGGGGGACCACAAGGUGCAGACGCAGGAUUAA
Messenger RNA from Aspergillus glaucus CBS 516.65, 492 nucleotides. RefSeq names its product putative stress response RCI peptide. The transcript has 2 exons. The coding region runs from base 1 to 492 and encodes 163 amino acids. Gene Ontology annotation, molecular function: ubiquitin protein ligase binding. NCBI's taxonomy places the organism in Eukaryota, Fungi, Ascomycota, Eurotiomycetes, Eurotiales, Aspergillaceae. Gene Ontology annotation, cellular component: fungal-type vacuole membrane; fungal-type vacuole lumen. Gene Ontology annotation, biological process: endosome transport via multivesicular body sorting pathway. The record is from RefSeq and is a predicted model, not a curated record.